Marmota flaviventris (yellow-bellied marmot) is the source of this 549-nucleotide messenger RNA. Lineage: Eukaryota; Metazoa; Chordata; Mammalia; Rodentia; Sciuridae. The record is from RefSeq and is a predicted model, not a curated record.
UAUUUCACACAGGAUCUUCAUUUAGUGAGUCCCUGAUUCCCUGACUGCUACUUUCUCUCACCAGCCUCUUCCAGCUCUAUGAUGGUCCUGCAGGCCCCUGAUGCCCCCUGGACAACAGCUCUGAUGGUGUUACUGAUGGUGCUGAGCCACCCCAUGGUCCAGGGCAGGGCCACUCCAGAGAAUUAUCUGCACCAGAUACGGCAGGACUGCUACGCCUUCAACGGGACGCAGCGCUUCGUGGAGAGAUACAUCUACAACCUGGAGGAGCUCGUGCGCUUCGACAGCGACGUGGGGGAGUACCGCGCAGUGAGCGAGCUGGGGCGGCAGCAAGCCGAGUACUUCAACAGCCAGAAGGACGUCCUGGAGCAGAAGCGGGCCGUGGUGGACACCGGAUGCAGACAGAACUACGAGCUGGACGAGGGCUUCACCCUGAAGCGCCGAGGUGAGGCCGCGGGCGGGGCUCGCGGUUGCCGCUGGGCUUCGAGCCCCGUGGGGAUGCGGGGCGGGGAGGGGCCCAGUGAAGGGGUUUGGGUGCUGGGGAUCAUGCGG